Messenger RNA from Trichomonas vaginalis G3, 3537 nucleotides. Its product is annotated as Ankyrin repeat family. Gene Ontology annotation, molecular function: protein binding. Bases 1 to 3537 code for a protein of 1178 amino acids. The record is from RefSeq and is a predicted model, not a curated record. Lineage: Eukaryota; Parabasalia; Trichomonadida; Trichomonadidae. The transcript has a single exon.
AUGGAUUUGAACUAUCAAGACUUUAAAGAUUCAAAAAAUAAAGACAACCAAAAUGCUCUAGAGUUCUGUACUUUUAACAAUUCCUUGUCAGGAUGCAAACUUUUAUGCGAAAAUAACUUUGUUUAUGAAAUUCAAAGCGCAAUUAAAAUUUCCAAAGAAAAAGACUUCAAUGAAAUCUUCGAUUACCUACAGAAUAUUACUAACAUUGAUCAAGAUAGUAUAAAUAAAAGCGAUCUUGAUUUAGAAAAUACAAAUACUCAGAAUCAAAUUACAGAUCAAGAGGAAGUAAUGGAAGAAAUUAAAGAUACUGAAAUAACUCAUAUUGGUGAUGUAAAUCUGCCUGAAAUUGAUCAGAACAACGAGUUGAAUCCCAUCGAGAUAGCGACGCAGCAAAAUGAUAUAAAUAUUAAGCACGAUAAUCAAGAAAAUACUUCAGGAAACCAAGCAGCUCAAAAUAAUGAUCAAAUUCAAGAAAUUGAAAAAAUUGACAUCAAACUUACUGAAAAUAAUCAAAAAGAACCUGUUUAUACCGAACUGUCUCUUCAUGAAAAUGAUAGUACUGAUCAUAAUGAGGCUGUUGAAAGUAAAGAAAAUUUUGAUGUAGAUAAUUUAAAUAAAAAAGCAGAAGAAAAGCCUAAAGAUGACAUUUCCACUCAAAAGACUCAACAAUUAGAUAUAAAUAAUGAUACUCAACAGCAAAAUCCAAAUUCAGAAAACAUUAGCAAAGAAACGACCUCUGAGCAUCAAAUUUUAGAUAAACCUGGAUCAAAUACCAAUCUCCCAACUGCAGAUGCCCCAUCGGAAGAAAUAAUGAAAUCAGAUUUUGCCUGGAAUUCAUCAUCUGUUGAACCAGUUGAAGUGUUACCUCAAAAGACUGAUGAAGAAAUCUUCCAAGAAGCAAUACUCCAUUUCAGAGGUAAUGAGCCUCUAAAUUCUCUUCUCAUCAAGCACCCUGACUUCGCCUCAAAGCCUCUCCUCAAUGGAGAUCUUCCCCUUGUCAGCGCUGUCACGUCCAGAAACAUGAAAGCUCUAGAAAUCCUGAUUGAAAACAAAUCAGACGUCUUUUCCGUUUUCGACAGUUUACAAAAUGACGAAGACAGUCUUAAAUGGUUCAAAGACCGCAUGAUAGUGAAAAAGUACAUGAACGAGAGGAUGGAGGAAAGUAUCGUGAAAAAUGACAGAGAUUUAUUUGACAAAAUCGUCAAAAUCAACCCUCAAAUUAUUUGUGAAGGAAGAGGUGGUUAUGACACUUUUUAUCAUUUUAUCUGCUCACGAAACAACGUUGACCUUCUGAAAUCUGUGGAAGAAUACGCGAUAAAGAACAGGAGCAAAAUCCUAGAAGAUAUUCAAAACCCAGUAAUGAUUGCUUUGCAAAAUGGCUAUUGGCAGGAAUCUAUAUAUCUAUACUCUAUUGGAUUCCCUCUGUUUUCUGCAGAAGAAGAAAAGUACAAGCCACUUGAAGAUGCUUUCGUUGCGAAGGAUGAAGCAAAAAUAGAGAAAGAAUUUGAUAACUACAAUAAAUUUUUAAAUGGACAGUUGACAAAUGAUGGUUUGCCAAAGAACAAAACAGAGAUAAUCAGCGAAGUCAAAGAUGUUAUUAAAGACGUCUUGGACACGCAAAAUGAUAUGGAAUUGGAUUCAAACAAAAUUGUUUUAAUAUCCGACGAAUUCAAGAAUGAAGAAAGCGAGGUCAAAACAAAUUCUGAAAUAAAAGAAGAGGAGCCAAAGAAGGAAGAAAUCGUUGAUUUGGAAGAGAAAACUACUGAACAAGUAGUUGAGAAUGAUAAUGAGAGUGUUAAGUCUGUUGUUGAAGACAAAAUAGAAGAGAUAAAAGAAGGAAUAUUUGGAAAAGAAGACGAAAAUGAUUCAAAAAUUGACGAAGAAAUUGAGAGAGAAAAGAAACAGAAAGCAGAAGAGGAAGAAAAAAGAAAGAGAGAAAAAGAAAUCAAAGAAAGGAAAGCUUUGAUUGCAGACUUAACUAAAAUUGUAGACAAUGAUGAUCCUUCACUUCUAAAGGAUAAAACCGAUAACCAAAUUUUGACAGUAUACGAAUUCGGGACUUUGUUUGAAUAUUCUCAAUCAAAAGAAUCAAAGAAAGUAAGUCAAUUUUUGUUAGAAAACUACUCUCUGCAAAUAUUGAAGCAAACUGUUCUGCGAAACAAGACAGAUAUCAUUAAAUCAGUCAGAACAUAUGUAUUUAAUCAAAUAAAAAAAGAUUGGAAUUAUGAUUAUGCUGAAAAAGCUUUCAAAAAUGAUGAAGUUCUUCCGCUUUUCCAGGAUAAUUAUGGAAGGACACUAUUGACUGUAUCUUUGACAGAUCUCGAUAAAUCUGCGAAUGUUUUGAAACUCCUCUUGAAACAGAAAAAUAUCAAUGUCAAAUCUGCUUUAAAGAAAAUACAAAAUAACCAAAUAAGGCAGAAGAGCAUUUCAACUAUUAUUUUACUUUCGAUAGAAGAAGACAAUACUUCAAUAUUGUCAGAGCUCAAUAUUAACUCUAAUUACCUUGUUAAUGGAGUGAAAAUUUUGGAGAUCUGUGUUGAAAAGAAGGCAACAAAUUUUGUAAAGUAUUUCAACGAAGAUCCUGAUAUUUUCAAAUAUUUCGUCAAAAGCUGUCAAACAGAUGAUGUUGAAUUCAUCUCAAAUGCUUUCCAGAAACAAAUGAAUGAAAUGAAGACUUCAGAACCAUUUUUGGAAGCGCUAAAAUACAAAGCAUUCAAAACAGCCCUGUUACUUCUGCCUCUUACUCCAAAUAUCUUCGACUAUGAAGGAGAUAUCAAGAGCUCACAGAACGAAGAAUUAAUCUGCGCAUUCAAGACUUAUAAGCCAUCAAUCGAAAGGAUUAUUAGAAGUGACAGAAUUGAUUAUGCUGAACACUUGACUCUUGAUGAAAUCAUAAAAGAAGAUGUUGUCAAGAGAUGUCUUGAACUGAAUUCUCAUACUGUUUUAGAAUUUAUCAUCAUGAAAUAUACAAAAGAAAUUAUCAAAUGCGACAAUUUGGCAAGGAAAUACUCUGCAAUAAUGAUUGCAAGAGAUUUCGACCCUUCUUUCAUAGAAAAAGUAACUGAUGCAUAUCCUGCAAUCAAGAGAUUUAAAGUCGAUGGCAAAUCCUUGCUUUAUCACGCAGCACGAAAGCAGAAAUACAAAGCAUGUAAAUUGCUUUUCCCUCCUUCAGAUGAAAAUGACAUUGUUUUGCUCUCAAAGGAGCAGUGCUCUAAGAUGCAUCCUUACUUCGUGAGGUGGCUGAUUUUAUAUGGAAAUAAUGAUCAGAUUUUAAAGGCAAGUCAGGUCAAUCCAUCUCUUUUCAUAUCUACAAGAGUCACAGAUAAAAAUGUAACUUACUUCCCAUUACAGUUUGCGGAAAAGAAUUCGGUGAAAGCUAGUGAACUUAUCAAAGAAAUAUGCUCUUCUUAUGUUCAGCAAAAAAAAUCAAGUGAUGAGAUGUCUAAUUCUAAAUCUUCUGCUUCUAUUUCUACAAGAAGAAGUAUUUCAAAAGUUAAUUCACCACAGAAAUCAAAAUAUUCUCCAAAACAUGUUUAA